Molecule: messenger RNA, 2132 nt
Organism: Numida meleagris (helmeted guineafowl)
Lineage: Eukaryota; Metazoa; Chordata; Aves; Galliformes; Numididae
Gene: SLC61A1
Product: major facilitator superfamily domain containing 5
Exons: 2
Coding region: 639-1979 (446 amino acids)
Biological process (GO): molybdate ion transport
Cellular component (GO): membrane
Molecular function (GO): molybdate ion transmembrane transporter activity
Source: RefSeq, a predicted model, not a curated record
CGGCCCAGCAUCAAGUGAUGCUCCAUCCCCGGCAGGUGAGUGAGGGAAACUGAGGCAUGGGGUGGGGGGCAAUUGGUGCAACUGCACGAAGAUUGGGGCAUUUGCUCCAGGGUGCAGUUGCAUCAAAGUGUUUGCCCCCAGGGAAGGGUAUUUGCACGAGGGCUGGGACAAUUGCACAGAGGCUGGGGCAAUUGCAUAUGUUGUUUGUUGCCAGGGAAGGGUAUUUGCACAAGAGCUGGGGGCAAUUGUAAUAACAAUGGUAGUUGUGUGAGGAAUGGGGCAUUUGCUCCGGGAGGGGCAUUUGCAUUAGCGCUGGGGUAAUUGUGCAAGGAGUGGGGCAGUUGUGCAGAGUGUUUGCCCCCAGGGGAGGGCAUUUGCAUGAGGGACGAAGCAAUUGCAUAGUUCUGGGGGCAGCUGCACGAGGUGUUUGCCCCGGGCUGGGGUAUUUGCACAAGGACUGGGGCAAUUGCACUGGGCCGGGCAGGGCCGAACGCGAGGACCCCCUCACGUGAUGCGCGCCAAGAUGGCGGCGCCCAUGGCGGCGCCCGACGGAAGCGGAAGUGGGUGCGUGGAGGCGGCGGUGCGCGCUGUCGCUUCCCCCGCUGAGGGGCAGCCCCCGGGAUGCCCGGCCCCGCGCCAUGCUACUCGCCGCCUACACCUCCCUCGCCGCGCUGCUGGCAGCCGCGCUGGGCCUGGAGCUGUUCUCCCGCCGCGCCGCUGCCCCCGCCACCAACCCGGCCUUCGCCCGCUUCCAGCACCACUUCCUGCGCGCCUACCUGCCCGCGCUGGCGGCCGACUGGCUGCAGGGCCCCUACCUGUACAAGCUGUACCGCCACUACCGCUUUGUGGAGGGGCAGAUCGCCAUCCUCUACGUCUGUGGCUUCGCCUCGGCCGUGCUGCUCGGCCCCCCUGCUGCCUCGCUGGUGGACCGCCUGGGCCGGCGCGCGUCCUGCGUGCUGUUCUCACUGAGCUGUGCUGCGUGCUGCCUCACCAAGCUGUCCCGCGAUUACCUGGUGCUGGCGGCCGGGCGCGUGCUGGGCGGGCUGGCCACCGCACUGCUCUUCUCCGCCUUCGAAGCGUGGUAUGUGCACGAGCACGUGGAGCGGCAUGACUUCCCCGCCGAGUGGCUGGCCGGCACCUUUGCACGGGUGGCUUUCUGGAACAACGUGCUGGCCGUGGGGGCCGGUGUGGUGGCAACCGCCCUGGCUGAGUGGCUGGGGCUGGGCCCGGUGGCCCCGUUUGUGGCGGCCAUCCCGCUGCUGGCGCUGGCGGCUGCGCUGGCGCUGAAGGACUGGGAGGAGAACCACGGGCCGCCGCGCGCGCUGGCCAAGACGUGCGGGGACGGGCUGCGCUGCCUGCUGGCCGACGGGCGCGUGCUGCUGCUGGGCACCGUGCAGGCACUCUUCGAGAGCGUCGUCUACAUCUUCAUCUUCCUCUGGACGCCAGUGCUGGACCCGCACGGGCCGCCGCUGGGCAUCGUCUUCUCCAGCUUCAUGGCGGCCAGCAUGCUGGGCUCGGCGCUGCAGCGUGUGGCCGUGUCGGCGCGGUACCGCCUGCAGCCCGUGCACCUGCUGGCGCUGGCCGUGCUGCUGGCCUUCCUCUCGCUCUUCAUGCUCACCUUCUCCACCGGGCCCGGCCAGGAGAGCCCGGCUGAGUCCUUCCUCGCCUUCCUGCUGCUGGAGCUGGCCUGCGGGCUCUACUUCCCCUCCAUGGGUUUCCUGCGGCGCAAAGUGAUCCCCGAGAAGGAGCGUGCCGGCGUGCUGCACUGGUUCCGUGUGCCGCUCAACCUGCUGGCCUGCCUGGGGCUACUGCUGCUGCACGGCAGCGACCACCGCAGUGGCACGCGCAGCAUCUUUGCCCUCUGUGCCGCGCUGAUGCUGCUGGCGCUGCUCGCCGUUGGCCGCCUCUUCGCCGUUGGCCGUCAUGAUCCAGAGCUGCGGCUGCCGCCCCCCCAGGGCCCCCCUGAGGGCCCUGAGUAGUGAGGGUGGUAGUGGGGAGAGGUGGUCCCCAGAAACGCUGCAGUGCCCCCCUCUGGAGAGACAGGGACACGGCACAGUGGGACGAGUGACCCCCAUGCACCUUUGCAGCCGCCUCUUCUUUGUUUUGUAAAGAAAAUAAAGUGUUUCCAUAGA